Molecule: messenger RNA, 522 nt
Organism: Ahaetulla prasina
Lineage: Eukaryota; Metazoa; Chordata; Lepidosauria; Squamata; Colubridae
Product: diamine acetyltransferase 1-like
Exons: 6
Coding region: 1-522 (173 amino acids)
Molecular function (GO): N-acetyltransferase activity
Source: RefSeq, a predicted model, not a curated record
AUGAGCUUUGUGGUCCGCCCGUGCGCCCCCAGGGACCUGAAGGACAUCAUGCGCCUGGUCAAGGACAUUGCCGUCAUUUACAACGUCCCUCUGGAAAGUCUCUCCACCAACGUCCAAGAACUGGAAAAAGCCGGAUUCGGCCCCCGUCCGAAAUUUGAGUGUUUCGUGGCUGAGAUCCCUCCGGAGCGGAAGAGCCUCGAAGGUCGCAGCCUGGCUGGAUACGUUCUCUCCACCUACACCUACAGCAGCUGGAAAGGGAGAAAUCUCUACAUAGACAAUUUAUACGUCAUGCCAGAAUUCAGAGGGAUGCAGAUUGGGAAUUCCCUGCUCAAGGAGGCAGCAAAGGCCGCCUGGCAAGAGGGCUGCUCCGAGCUUCGCAUGCACGUUUCCUACCUGAAGCCCGAAAACACAGCUUACCUGGAGAGGCGGGGAAGCGAGAACCUCACCAUCCAAGAUGGCUGGAGACUGUUUCGGUUUUACGGCGACCGGCUCCGCCAAAUGGCGGAUCGGAGCCGGGUCUAG